Molecule: messenger RNA, 554 nt
Organism: Cavia porcellus (domestic guinea pig)
Lineage: Eukaryota; Metazoa; Chordata; Mammalia; Rodentia; Caviidae
Product: histone H2B type 2-E-like
Exons: 1
Coding region: 1-381 (126 amino acids)
Cellular component (GO): nucleosome
Molecular function (GO): structural constituent of chromatin; protein heterodimerization activity; DNA binding
Source: RefSeq, a predicted model, not a curated record
AUGCCGGAGCCGGCCAAGUCCGCUCCGGCUCCCAAGAAGGGCUCCAAAAAGGCUGUCACCAAAGCCCAGAAGAAGGACGGCAAGAAGCGCAAGCGCAGCCGCAAGGAGAGCUACUCCAUCUAUGUGUACAAGGUGCUGAAGCAGGUGCACCCCGACACGGGCAUCUCGUCCAAGGCCAUGGGCAUCACGAACUCCUUCGUCAAUGACAUCUUCGAGCGCAUCGCUGGCGAGGCGUCUCGCCUGGCACACUACAACAAGCGCUCGACCAUCACGUCCCGCGAGAUCCAGACGGCCGUGCGCCUGCUGCUGCCGGGCGAGCUGGCCAAGCACGCCGUGUCGGAGGGCACCAAGGCGGUCACCAAGUACACCAGCUCCAAGUGAGUGCCGUUCGUACUUGGCGCUCCCCGGCCACGCUUUGCAAAGGCUCUUUUCAGAGCCACCCACCUCGUCAAGAGAAAGAGGCUGUCCUCAUGCCGCCUGGGGGACGUCUUUAGGUGCACAAGCCGUGUGGCCUGUCUUUCCCCAUCCGGCCAGUAAAGCUACAGCCCCUCCUA